Nezara viridula (southern green stink bug) is the source of this 370-nucleotide messenger RNA. NCBI's taxonomy places the organism in Eukaryota, Metazoa, Arthropoda, Insecta, Hemiptera, Pentatomidae. The record is from the annotation of a GenBank genome assembly.
GAUAUAAAAGGAACAGUUUAGAUCAGAACAGCAGUUUUGUGAGCUCCUUCGAGUCGAAGACAUGAAGCUGAUUUUAUUCUUUGGUAUUGUCCUGUUCCUCGGCUUGGCUGCAGCAUCAGUUGAUACGAGCAAUGGCUGUAACUUCAGAUGCUUAGACCGCUACGAUCCGAUUUGGGGUAUUGAGACUCGUGCAGGAAAAACUGAGAAGCGAGAAUUCAGCAACUCAUGUAUGAUGGAAUUGGAAAACUCCUGUUAUGGAAGAAAUUUCGUUCGAUUGUGAAAAUACCUAAAGAGAAAAACUAGUGUCUGGGCAAAAUAUGUAUUGUUUUUCAUAUAUUCAUGUAAAAUAAAUAAAUAAGUUACAAAAAUA